Messenger RNA from Betta splendens (Siamese fighting fish), 4342 nucleotides. RefSeq names its product frizzled-7-A-like. Gene Ontology annotation, molecular function: Wnt receptor activity; Wnt-protein binding. Lineage: Eukaryota; Metazoa; Chordata; Actinopteri; Anabantiformes; Osphronemidae. The coding region runs from base 499 to 2205 and encodes 568 amino acids. Gene Ontology annotation, biological process: canonical Wnt signaling pathway; non-canonical Wnt signaling pathway. The transcript has a single exon. Gene Ontology annotation, cellular component: plasma membrane. The record is from RefSeq and is a predicted model, not a curated record.
CCUGGAAACCGGUGGAAUCUGCGCGGAGUGAGGAGAGCGAGCCUCUGGACUUCCAACCGCUCAGCAUGUGAACCGACGCUCUGCGUGAAGUCAGGUCGAGAAACGAUGGGAAUAUAAGCCUUUUUACGCGUUUAUGCUUUCGUUUUUGCGCGCGAGCCACAACUCUUAGACGCCGAACGCGCCCGUGAGCCGCGUGGGUUUGCGUCGCUGCAGGAAAACUGGACUUUUGAGCGCUACUUUCACCUUAAUGGGAGCAGGAGUGGAAUGCUCGGAGUCACUUACAAAGACCAUCGAGAAGUCAUGACACGACGGACGCUUUACUUGGACUUAUCUUCAUAAAACACGAGGGAAAGUUGAAAGGGGACGUUUCAACUCGUAGCCGCCGGAGCGCACGAUCGGUAUCGGGGCUGUUUGUGUAGAUUUUCCUCGCUUUUCCUCCGUUUUCAAGUCGCCCUACUUGGAUCAAAGUUUUUUCUUCCCUCCCCCUCCUCCUCAACUAUGGCGGCGGCCAGGUCCACCACUGGCUCCGUGUCGCUGCGGAUCAUGUGGCUGCUGUGCGGGUUGUCUUUUGCGCCAGCUUGUGCUCAGCACUACAGCAGCGACAGCGGGAUAUCCGUCCCGGAACACGGCUUCUGCCAGCCCAUCUCCAUCCCGCUGUGCACCGACAUCGCCUACAACCAGACCAUCAUGCCGAACCUCCUGGGCCACACGAACCAGGAGGACGCCGGACUCGAGGUGCACCAGUUCUACCCGCUGGUCAAGGUCCAGUGCUCCGCGGAUCUGAAGUUCUUCCUCUGCUCCAUGUACGCGCCGGUCUGCACGGUGCUGGAGCAGGCCAUCCCCCCGUGUCGGUCGCUGUGUGAGCGCGCGCGGCAGGGGUGUGAAGCCCUGAUGAACAAAUUCGGCUUCCAGUGGCCCGAGCGGCUGCGCUGCGAGGCGUUCCCGGUCCACGGUGCCGGCGAGAUCUGCGUGGGCCAGAACACCUCCGAACCCGGCGGCCCGGCCGCCUCGUCUUCCCCGUACGUCCCGGACCACGUGACCCUUCCCCCAAAUAUGGGCCGCCCGAACCAGCGCCCACUCCAGCCCAACCAGUACCACCAGUUUUCCUGCCCGCUGCAGCUGGAGGUGCCUUCGUACCUGGGCUACCGCUUCAUGGGGGUCAAAGACUGCGGGGCUCCGUGCGAGCCCACCAAACCCACCGGAAUCAUGUAUUUUCGGGAGGACGAAGUGAAGUUCGGUAGACUGUGGGUCGGGAUCUGGUCCAUCCUGUGCUGUGUGAGCACUCUAUUCACGGUGCUCACCUAUCUGGUGGACAUGCGGCGCUUCAGAUACCCCGAGCGGCCCAUCAUCUUCUUAUCCGGCUGUUAUUUCAUGGUGGCGGUGGCCUACGCGGCUGGCUUUUUCCUGGAGGACAAAGUCGUGUGCGUGGAUAAAUUCAAGGACGAGGGCUACAGGACCGUGGCCCAGGGGACCAAGAAGGAGGGCUGCACCAUCCUCUUCAUGGUGCUGUACUUUUUUGGCAUGGCCAGCUCUAUCUGGUGGGUGAUUUUGUCCCUGACCUGGUUCCUCUCCGCCGGGAUGAAAUGGGGCCACGAGGCGAUCGAAGCCAACUCCCAGUACUUCCACCUGGCCGCGUGGGCGGUCCCGGCCAUCAAGACCAUCACCAUCCUCGCCAUGGGCCAGGUGGACGGCGACGUGCUCACCGGCGUGUGCUUCGUGGGCAUCUUCAACGUCGACGCGCUGCGCGGCUUCGUGCUGGCGCCGCUCUUCGUCUACCUGUUCAUCGGCACGUCCUUCCUGCUCGCCGGCUUCGUGUCGCUCUUCCGAAUCCGCACCAUCAUGAAGCACGACGGCACCAAGACGGAGAAGCUGGAGAAGCUGAUGGUGCGCAUCGGCGUGUUCAGCGUGCUCUACACGGUGCCGGCCACCAUCGUCAUCGCGUGCUACUUCUACGAGCAGGCGUUCAGGGAGCACUGGGAGCGAACCUGGCACAUGCAGACGUGCAAGCGCUUCGCCGUCCCGUGUCCGGUCCACAACUUCGCCCCCACGACGCCGGACUUCACCGUGUUCAUGAUCAAAUACCUGAUGACCAUGAUAGUGGGGAUCACCUCGGGCUUCUGGGUCUGGUCCGGGAAGACUCUGCAGUCAUGGCGGAGGUUCUACAAGCGCCUUAGCAACGGUAACCAUGGAGAGACAACCGUGUAAAAGUUCGUGGAUGAAGAGGCGCGAGGCCAGAGGGAGUAUUGGAUGUAUCAGCAACGCAAAGGAGGUCAAAUAGCUUUAAUUUUACUCUUCUAUUUUGGACAUAUUUUUAAUAGGAGUUUUGUGUUUUCAGGGUUUUGAACACAACCAAACUUUGAUCUGCAUUGAAUAGAAAUUUGAUGCAUUUUAAGUAUAAUUAUUUUACUCGUUCUUUCCUUUUUAUGUUGCUUCUUUUGUCCGGCAGACAGCCCAUACUCCUGGCAUUCACAUCUUUGGAUCAUGAACUGGUGUAAAUGUUGGCCAUUUGGCCCUUGAACUGUAAUGCCAGAAUGGUGAAGUGACCUUUGCUACAAAACUUUCUUUGUAUUAUUAAUUAUAUUCUUAAUAUUACAGCGAAUGUACUUCUUGUCCACUCUGAUGAGUGUCUUGAGUGGAAAACAUAGCAACACGAAAGACUGGUGGGUCAAGCAGUAAGUCAUUCUGUCCAAAAAGGUCAAAGGUUUGACCUGCGGCAGCCACACCAUAUUACUGUGAUUUCAAUAAUUAAGGGUAUUUGGACUGUUGUCUUCAAUUUAAAGUUGCUCUGCUUUUAGUGAAAAGACUGCAAUACUUCAAUGCUGUGUUCAAUAUUGCAGAGUACAAUCUCUUUUCAUCUGAGAGAUAGGAUUAACUCUGCGACUUCACCGUUGUGUGCCAAGUGGCUGCCCAGACAUUACUUUAUACUUUAUAUUUACCAUUUUUCUUACUUGUUGAAUAUUUGCUUCUGCAAUGAAUGUUCACUCCGAAGCUGAAUGAAGUUAUGUAUUGGUUUGCACAACUAUCCUAGAGGUACAAAGUGAUAAAAAUGACUGACCCACCACAGGGUAAUAACAGUUAGGGGGGCUACACACACACACACACACACACACACACACACACACACACACACACACACACACACACACACACACACACACACACACACACACACACACAGGGCCUCCACUCUGUAAUGGAGACACAACAGCUCAUUGUUUGUCUCUGUGUGUGGUCUCUCAACUGUUGGAUCCCCCAUUUGAACUCACAUUUUAAGCCUAUAAGAUAUCCAAAGCACCAUUUCAAGGAUUCGGAUUUAAUCCUUAGGAGUGGAAAUGGUUGCUCUGUAGAUGACUGUACACACAACUGUUUUUGUCCAGACAGCCUUAUAAUUUUACUUUUAAGUGUUAAAUGUUUUUCACAAACAGACUGAACAUUUUCGAGUAUUUAAUGAAUGAUUAAUUUAGAGUGUACUAUACAAAACCACACAACACCGAGACAGUUUAUUUCCUCUGGUUCUAGAAACAGGUUAUGCGUUAUUUUUAUUUUAUUAUGGAAACACUAAGAAAGUGGUCAAAGGUCAGAGCCAUGUGGGAAUGUUUUUAAACUGGAGAGACAAGCAGAGACAGACCAUGCAGUGUUUAGUCGAGACACAUAACCUGUUAUUACAACAAAGAUGCUCGAUAAACUUACUGUAAACCGUUUGUCAUAGCAGGGAAACUUAACUAACAAACGGUUUUAGUUUCAAUGACAACCAAGUGUUUGCAUUCACACAACAGCCACCUGAACUAACUUGCAUUUUAUUUGCCCUCCUAAAGUCAAAGGGUAGAAACCUAUGCUUUUAUUUAGACAUAGUCUACAGCAAAGUAAUGAUUGUCAGAAGCUUUUGUUUCCUUGUUUACAUCUCAGAAAUACACAUAGAGCUGGAGCAUAGUAUUCUGUUAAAGCUGUUGUAAUGGAAGAAUGUCACUUCUCAUGUUAAAUUGUCUGCAUACCUCCAGUUGGAAUUAAACUUAGCUUGUAGACAUAAUUUAGAAAAGAGGUCAACUCUGCCACACGAGCAUCUGUUCUCAUCUCACCAUGCUUUUACCUAACAAGGUAGAAAUAUUCAGUGUAAUUGUCUUCACAUAGCCAUGAGCUGCUGUGUGAAUGAUGCUCACGUUUUAGAAGGAACAAGUGUUUCACUGCGUCUGUGUUUACCAAAACAUAUGCAACCUACCAAGUAGUCACCGUUUUUUAAAGACAUGUUGUAUUUAUGCCGAUACUCAUUUUUUAAACUUGUUUUUUUUAAUGAUAUAAGCUUGUUUUAUGUGUACAGUUUGAAUAAAAGUGAUAAGGUUUGUAA